AUGGGGAAGCUCUCACCCCUAUCCUCGUCUUUUCGCCCCACGACCUCCCCUUCAACUCUCACAUGCGCCGCCCAGCAGGUCAGGCAUGCAACCUACGUGGCCCGCCCUCGACGCCCCUACACAUUCACCCAGAUCAUACAGCUCUCUGAUGGAUCCGCAUACAUCCACCGCACAACCUCGCCUCAGGCCCUGUAUCGCGCCAACAAGGACUCACGGAACACCCUGACGUGGAACCCCAGCGAAACCUCGCUCAAGAACGUCGAGGUCGAUGAGGCCGGAAAGCUCGCUGCUUUCCGUGAGCGAUUCGGCCGUGCUUUCGACAACCAGAACAAGGAGGAGGGCGUUGAACAGGCUCAGGAGGAGGUGGAAGAUGAGGGCUACGGAGACCUGAUUGCGAGUUAUGCACCAGACAGGAGUCAUGAGAUGAAAAGCCAGGCGCCGCCGCAGAAAACAGGCAAGGGUGGAAAGAAGAAAUGA
Emericellopsis cladophorae is the source of this 477-nucleotide messenger RNA. Its product is annotated as mitochondrial 54S ribosomal protein YmL36. Gene Ontology annotation, molecular function: structural constituent of ribosome. Gene Ontology annotation, biological process: mitochondrial translation. Gene Ontology annotation, cellular component: mitochondrial large ribosomal subunit. NCBI's taxonomy places the organism in Eukaryota, Fungi, Ascomycota, Sordariomycetes, Hypocreales, Bionectriaceae. The record is from RefSeq and is a predicted model, not a curated record. Bases 1 to 477 code for a protein of 158 amino acids. The transcript has a single exon.